AAACCUCCCGACCACCGCACGUGUUGACACUUAGUUUUUGAUUGCAUCGCAUCUAAACUGCCUUCGAAAUGGCCAAAAAGAAAGACAAGUCGGAAAAACUCGCUAAGAAAACUAAGGAGAAGGCCCCGGUCGCCCAGGUAAUCGUGGUCGGCGGCACCGAUCCAGAGAGCGGAAUCUGGCAGGAUGCACGUUUCCAGCACCUCCUGGCCGACCCGCGGUUCCGUGGUGUUCCCAAGGUGCAGCGUAAGGUGCGGAUCGACAAGCGCUUCCAGGGCAUGUUCACGGACGACAAGUUCAAGGUAAAGUACACCGUGGACAAGUACGGCCGCCCGGUAAACAAGAGUAAUGCCGAGGACCUAAGGAAGUUCUACGAGCUAGACGAGAAUGAGAGCGACACCGACGAGGAGAAGGCCAAGGAGCUGACAGAGGAGGCAACCAAAACGGAGUCGGAUUCGGAGGUGGAAGCGGAGCAGCGGGCCGAGGAGCUGGCCAUCGCCAACUUGGAGGAGCAGGAGAACUUGGGCAAUGAUGUCCUGGACAGCGAUGGCUCUGAGGUUCCCCAAAAUCUGCGCGAGCGACUGACCAACCCAGACAUAGACUACGCCCGCGGAGAGGGCCGCCUUCUCACAGACUCCUCCUCCGAGGAGGAGAGUGACGACGAGGACGGUGACGAGGGCCCGGAGCUGCAGAUAGACCACGUGUGGGGCGAGCUUGACAACGAUGCUGAAAGCACCGAGGAGAGCUCCCGCCGCUUGGCCGUCUGCAACAUGGACUGGGACCGCAUACGGGCCGAGGACCUGAUGGUCAUGCUGAGCUCGUUUCUGCCGCCCGGCGGCAGCAUCCUCAGCGUGAAGAUCUACCCCUCACAGUUUGGCAAGGAGCGCAUGGCCGAGGAGGAGGUGCACGGCCCCAAGGAACUGGUGGAGCGCAGGGAGGAUUCGGAAGACGACUCUGACGAGGAGUUGGUUCAUCAGCAGGACAGCGACGCGGAGGAGGGCGAGAGUUACCACAUGGAGAAGCUGCGCCAAUACCAGCUAAAUCGCCUGCGAUACUAUUACGCCGUCGUGGAGUGCGACAGCAUCUCUACCGCCGACAAAGUGUACCAGGAGUGCGAUGGCAUUGAGUACGAGAGUUCCGCCACUCGCGUGGACUUGCGCUUUAUCCCGGACGACACUUCGUUCGAGGAGGACACGCCAUCGGACGAAUGCCACGAGCUACCGGAUGCUAGCAGCUAUAAACCGCGCCAGUUCACAACCACGGCACUGCAGCAGGCUAAGGUGGAUCUGACCUGGGACGAAACGGCGUUGGAACGGCGAGAGUUGGGCGACAAGCUUUCCAGCGGUCAGGUUGACAAGCUUACGGACAAGGAGUUGCGCCAAAUAGUGGCUUACAGCAGUGAGGAGGACUCGGGAGAUGAGCAGCCAGCUCAAGGCGAGCUACCAGAGAAGUCGAAGGAAUCGAAGGAAAUUGCCAAGAAGCCCUCAAAGCAAGAGCGCAUUGCCACAUACAAGAACCUGCUGGCUGACAUCCUGCAGCAGGAAAAGCAAGAAAAGGAGCAAAAGUACGAGAUGGAAAUGACCUGGAACGUGGAGUCUCAGCAAGAAGAGGAGCAGCAAGUGCAGGAAACCCAAGCCGAGCUUACGCCUAUCGAGAAGGUGAUACAGAAGCGCAGCGAGAAGAACAAGCAGCGCAAGGAACAGCGUCGCCAGCGCCAGAUCGAGGCCAGGGGAGAGGAUCCUGGUGAUGACAGUGAUGCCUCCAUAGUGCCCGACGGCAUUGAUCUAAACGACGCCUACUUCGCCGAGGAGUUCGCUAAUGGCGACUAUGCUCCGCCAAAGUCAAAGCAGGACAAGAAGAAAAAGAAGAAGCGGGGAAAGGCCGAUAAAGACGAGGAUGCCAAGGCGCAGCAGCAGGAGAAGGAGUUGGAACUUCUGCUGGACGAUGGCGACGGACGGGACGAAAAGCAGCAUUUCAGCCUGUCCAAGAUCCUAAAGGAGGAGCAGGAAGCGGGCGGUACCAAGCGAAAGCGUCGGCAGCAGUUGAAGAAAUCAAAGAACAAGCCACAGGAGUCAGAAAAGCCGGACGACGACUUUCAGGUGGACCUGAACGAUACGCGCUUUAAGGCUGUCUACAAGUCCCACGAAUUCAACAUCGAUCCCACUCACUCCCACUACAAGCCCACCAAGGGCAUGCAGCAGAUCAUUGGCGAGAAACUGAAGCGCAGACAAGAGCAAGUGGAUGGCGGCGCUGUCAACGGAGGUGCGGAUGAUGAUGAACCGGUGGCCCCCAAGCGGAGCAAGCAGCAACUGGAGCAGAAUGCCCUCGUCAAGAGCCUGAAACGAAAGAUCCAGCAGCAGCAGCAGGGCCAGAAGCAUUAAUGUUUAAUAGAUAGAAAACAAUAAAUUAAUAAAUAAGUAAAUGACA
This is a messenger RNA of Drosophila rhopaloa, 2424 nucleotides long. RefSeq names its product pre-rRNA-processing protein esf1. Gene Ontology annotation, cellular component: nucleus. Gene Ontology annotation, molecular function: RNA binding. The record is from RefSeq and is a predicted model, not a curated record. NCBI's taxonomy places the organism in Eukaryota, Metazoa, Arthropoda, Insecta, Diptera, Drosophilidae. The transcript has a single exon. The coding region runs from base 69 to 2378 and encodes 769 amino acids. Gene Ontology annotation, biological process: rRNA processing.